Molecule: messenger RNA, 1173 nt
Organism: Lactuca sativa (garden lettuce)
Lineage: Eukaryota; Viridiplantae; Streptophyta; Magnoliopsida; Asterales; Asteraceae
Product: metal tolerance protein A1
Biological process (GO): zinc ion transmembrane transport
Cellular component (GO): vacuole; plasma membrane
Molecular function (GO): zinc ion transmembrane transporter activity
Source: RefSeq, a predicted model, not a curated record
AUGGAUCAUGAACAUGGUCAUGGCACUAUUGACAUCAUAGCAGAUGCACCAUCCAUAGAGAACAGCUAUGUUAGGAGUAAAGUUUGUGCAGGAUCAUCCUGCGGAUUUUCUGAUGCUAAAACCAGUAUUAAGGAUGCAGAAGAACGUGUAGCAUCCAUGUGGAAGCUGUUGGGUGGAGUUGUAGUGUGUUUCAUUUUCAUGGUGGUAGAAGUGAUUGGUGGAAGUAAAGCAAACAGUCUUGCAAUCUUGACAGACGCUGCUCAUUUGUUGUCCGAUGUUGGUGCUUUUACAAUCUCGUUAUUCUCUGUGUGGGCUUCGGGAUGGGAAGCUACACCUCGUCAAUCUUUCGGGUUUUUCAGGAUUGAGAUACUUGGAACUCUUGUAUCGAUCCAAAUGAUAUGGCUUCUUACUGGGAUCCUUGUUUAUGAAGCUAUAGAUAGACUCCUGCAUGGUAGAGUCGAGGUUCAAGGCACUCUUAUGUUUGUAAUUGCUUUUAUCGGUUUACUUGUUAACAUGUUCUUGAUUUUUAUACUCGGCCAUGACCAUGCACAUUAUCAUGGACACCAUGGGCAUACGCAUGGACACGAAGAUGAUGCUGAGGGUCUCCACGUCCAUAGAUUAAGUGUCGCAACAAUGCACAACCACCAUCAUCACCAUAAUGAAAGUCGUCAUGAUGAACAUGAAGAUCAUAUCCAGCCUCUGUUGAAUACAGAUGAGAACAAAGCAAAGAAGAGGAGUAAUAUAAAUGUUCAUGGUGCUUAUCUUCAUGUUCUUGGGGAUUCCAUUCAGAGUGUUGGUGUAAUGAUGGGUGCUGCAGCUAUAUGGUAUAACCCUAAAUGGACACUUGUUGAUCCCAUAUGCACCCUUUUAUUCUCAAUUGUAGUGUUGUAUACAACUAUCAACAUGUUGCGUGACAUUCUAGAGGUUUUGAUGGAAAGUACACCAAGAGAGAUAGAUGCAACAAGCCUAGAAAGAGGUCUAUGUGAGAUUAAUGAAGUGGUUGCAAUCCAUGAAUUGCAUAUAUGGGCAAUCACCGUUGGGAAAGUUUUGUUAGCUUGCCAUGUAAAGAUUAGGCGUGAAACUAAUGCUGAUAUGGUGCUGGAUAAGGUUGUUGACUACAUAAAGAGGGAAUACAAUAUCAGUCAUGUUACAAUCCAGAUUGAGAGAGAAUAG